AUCUUGUCCUCCCAGAAUGUUUUAGCUGUAACUCUUCUAUAAAUAUCCAUGCGUUCCAUUAAUUUUCUCAUCCAUCCAUUCUUUUCUCUAAUGCAAGCACAACUCAAAUUUCCCAGAGCCAUGAAUUUCCCAUACCUUUCAGCCCUUAAACUUGUCAUUUUAGCUGUAAUCUUGUCCUCCCAGAAUGUUUUCCUUGGGGCUGAAUCGGCCACGCUAAGCACAGACAGAGAGGCCUUGCUCUCAUUCAAGUCUCUCAUAAGUAUGGAACCACCUAAUGCUCUCUCUACUUGGGAUCCAAACUCAUCCCCUUGCAACUGGACUGGAGUAGUCUGCAACAAACUCCGCCAGAGGGUGGUUGAGCUUGACCUCUCCGACAUGGGAAUAACAGGUUCCAUAAGCCCUCAUAUAGGCAACCUCUCAUUUCUUAGAUCACUUCAACUGCAGCAUAACCGAUUCACGGGAACACUCCCUGAUCAACUUGGGAAUCUUUUUCGGCUGAGGAUUAUGAAUAUUAGCUCCAACAGCGUAGAAGGUGCGAUACCACGAAAUAUAAGCCGGUGCAGGGAGCUCCGGAUCAUUGACAUGAUGCAGAAUGAGAUUUCAGGAAGAAUUCCCGAAGAGCUCGGUGAGCUCGCAGAGCUCCAAGUCUUGAACUUGGGAAGAAACCAGCUUUCAGGUGCAAUUCCACCAUCCAUAGCCAACGUUUCUUCUCUCACUGUUUUAAUUUUGGGCACCAAUACGAUAGGUGGAUUGAUAUCCAGUGACCUGUCUCAUCUUCGAAAUUUGAAGCAGCUAGAUCUCACCAUUAACAAUAUCACUGGCACCAUACCACCAUCCAUAUGGAACAUGUCUUCCUUGGUGAAUUUAGCCGUGGCUUCCAAUGAUUUGUGGGGAGAUCUUCCUAACGAUGUUGGAGUUACACUCCCAAACCUUCUAAUCUUCAAUUUUUGCAUCAAUAAAUUCACUGGCACUAUUCCAGGGUCUUUGCACAAUCUCACAAAGAUACGAGUCAUUCGCAUGGCACACAACUUGUUACAUGGGACGGUACCACCAGGAUUGGGAAAUCUUCCAGACCUUCAAAUGUACAACAUUGGAUUCAAUGAGAUCAUUAGCUCUGGCGAAAGUGGUCUCGAUUUCAUUACAUCUCUGACAAAUAGUACCCAUCUCCACUUCCUUGCAAUUGAUGGCAAUCUUCUAGAAGGUAUAAUUCCAGAGUCCAUAGGCAAUCUUUCCAAGGUUCUGUCCAGUUUAUACAUGGGAAGGAACCUUAUUCAUGGUAGUAUACCUGCCUCGAUUGGUCUGCUUAGUGGCUUAACUUUGUUAAAUUUGAGCUACAACUCAAUUUCUGGUCAAAUUCCCCAAGAAAUGGCUCAGUUAGAGAAACUGCAAAUGUUGGGUUUGGCCGGAAAUCGUAUCUCCGGCAUAAUUCCAAGUUCUCUGGGUAAUUUUCAAAAGUUGAAUGAUAUUGAUUUAUCAAGGAAUGAAUUUGUUGGUAGCAUACCCACAAGUUUUGGGAAUUUCAGGUAUUUGUUCUCAAUGGACUUGUCUAAUAACAAGCUCAAUGGAGGCAUACCCAAGGAAAUUCUAAAUCUCUCAAGUUUAAGUACCUUCCUCAAACUAUCUAACAAUUUCCUAUCUGGGCCUCUGCCUCAAGAAGUUGGGUUCCUAGAAAAUGUUGGCACAAUUGAUCUCUCAAGCAACCGUUUGUCAGGUAACAUUCCCCCGUCAAUUGCGAAGUGUCAGAGCUUGGAGAAACUGUUUAUGGCCAACAACAUGUUUUCGGGUCCUAUUCCAGAUACUUUAGUGAAAGUGAAAGGCUUGGAAAUUCUUGACCUCUCCUCAAACCAACUCUCUGGUUCGGUUCCUCCUGGUCUACAAAACUUGUCCCUACAAUUUUUGAACCUCUCCUUCAACAACCUUGAAGGAGAAAUUCCUACUGGUGGGAUUUUCUCCAAUAUCUCUAAAGUCCAUCUGGAAGGCAACCCAAAGCUUUGCUUUCAUUCAGCAUGUCAAAAUAGUGGUGGUGGUGGUCGAGUACGAUUGAUAUUAGUUCGUGUUAUAAUAGCAAUUGUUGCCUUAUUAGCACUAUGUUUCACUGUUGGCUUGUUGUUCUACAUAAGAAAAAGCAAAGCAAAUGUCAUGGCAUCAUUUGAAUCCUUCAAGAGGCAACACCAAAUAGUCUCUUAUGAUGAACUUCGUCUUGCAACUGGAAAUUUCAACCAAGAAAAUCAGAUUGGGCGUGGUAGUUUCGGAGCUGUUUACAAAGGGUAUCUUGGAGAAGGAAUCGCCGUCGCGGUUAAGGUCCUUGACACACAGAUAAAUGGAUCUUGGAAGAGUUUUUUUGCAGAGUGUGCAGCUCUGAGGAACACCAGGCACCGGAAUCUUCUUAAAGUGAUCACCACGUGCUCAAGUGUAGAUUUCAGGAACAUGGAAUUUCUUGCUCUUGUUUACGAGUUCAUGAGCAAUGGGAGCUUAGAUGAUUGGAUUAAUGGAAAGAGAAGGAAGUCAGAUGGUGAGGGAUUAGAUAUUGUGGAUAGAGUGAAUGUGGCAAGCGAUGUUGCAUGUGCCAUAAACUAUUUGCAUCAUGAGUGUGAAUCCCCGAUGGUGCAUUGUGAUUUGAAGCCAAGCAACGUUCUUUUAGAUGAAGACAUGGUCGCAAAGGUUGGAGAUUUUGGGCUUGCCAAGUUGUUGAUUGCAAGAACCGGCACUCAAUCUUCGACGAAUGUCUUGAAGGGUUCCAUAGGCUACAUACCUCCAGAGUAUGGCCUUGGGGAGAAACCAUCAGCUGCAGGUGAUGUGUACAGCUUCGGAAUUAUGCUGCUAGAGCUUUUCACCGGAAAGAAACCAACCCAUGAGAGCUUCGUCGGAGGGAUAAACCUAAAGAAAUGGGUACAAUUGGCUUUCCCAAACAACAUGGAGCAAGUUCUGGACCCUGAGCUACUUUCAGAGAUUGAAAACUUUGGUUGUGAUGAUCAAUCCAUUAGCCUAGAAAUACGAUGUGAUUGCUUGAAAACAGUUGUUGGUAUCGCGUUAUCUUGCACUUCUGAUUCUCCAACUGAACGUAUAAGCAUGAAAGAAGUUUAUCGUAAGCUGCAAUGUGUUAAAGAAGACCUUCUCAAACCUGAUGUUACAGAGAAAAACAAGUUUAAAAAUUUGAGGGCAAGAAGUUAAGUUUUUCUCUGCAACUUAUCUUAUGAUUUUAUUAAGAAUGAAUAAGGAGAGUAUCUAGAUGUUUUGUUCAUUUGUAGAUACAGUAGUAGAGAUAUUUGAAGGAAUGUUGGUCAAUGCUGCAAAGGUAUGUAUGUACUGAGCAUCAAUGUGUAAAGUCAAAUAUCC
Messenger RNA from Ilex paraguariensis (yerba mate), 3336 nucleotides. Lineage: Eukaryota; Viridiplantae; Streptophyta; Magnoliopsida; Aquifoliales; Aquifoliaceae. The record is from the annotation of a GenBank genome assembly.